Molecule: messenger RNA, 915 nt
Organism: Talaromyces rugulosus
Lineage: Eukaryota; Fungi; Ascomycota; Eurotiomycetes; Eurotiales; Trichocomaceae
Exons: 8
Coding region: 1-915 (304 amino acids)
Biological process (GO): iron import into the mitochondrion
Cellular component (GO): mitochondrial membrane
Molecular function (GO): ferrous iron transmembrane transporter activity
Source: RefSeq, a predicted model, not a curated record
AUGGCGGAACAAAUCCCUGGGCAGGAGUACGAGUAUGAAGCUCUCCCUUCCAACUAUGGCCUCAGCCACAACAUGAUGGCCGGCGCCUUUGCCGGAAUCGCGGAACACUCGGUCAUGUAUCCUGUCGAUCUACUCAAGACUCGCAUGCAGAUUUUACAUCCGACCACGGGCGGCCUGUACACGGGCAUCACAAAUGCGGUGUCAACCAUUUACCGGAUUGAAGGCUGGCGAACAUUGUGGAAGGGCGUUUCGAGCGUGAUUGUUGGUGCCGGCCCUGCACACGCCGUCUAUUUCGGGACAUAUGAAGCUGUCAAGGAGCUGGCGGGCGGCAAUGUGGACGACGGGCACCACCCUGUUGCUGCUGCGUUGAGUGGCGCGUGCGCCACAAUUGCAAGUGAUGCCCUCAUGAAUCCGUUCGAUGUCAUCAAACAGCGCAUGCAGGUCCAUGGCUCGGUGCACAAGAGCCUCGCCCAAUGCGCCAAAACCCUCUACCGAACAGAAGGCCUGCAAGCCUUUUACGUCUCCUACCCUACCACCCUCUGCAUGACCGUGCCCUUUACCGCGACGCAAUUCGUGGCCUACGAGUCGAUAUCCAAAUUCAUGAACCCGAAGAAAGACUACGAUCCAUUCACCCACUGCAUUGCCGGCGGUCUCGCGGGUGCCGUCGCGGCCGCCAUCACCACGCCUCUCGAUGUGAUCAAGACUCUACUACAAACGCGCGGUCUCGCUACCGACCAGGAGGUUCGGAGUGCUCGGGGCCUGUUCAACGCGGCGGCCAUUAUCAAGCGCCAGUUUGGGUGGAAGGGCUUCCUGCGUGGUUUGCGACCUCGCAUUGUCUCGACCAUGCCCAGCACUGCGAUUUGCUGGACGUCGUACGAAAUGGCCAAGGCCUAUUUUAAGAACCAAAUGGGCUAA